Molecule: messenger RNA, 866 nt
Organism: Protopolystoma xenopodis
Lineage: Eukaryota; Metazoa; Platyhelminthes; Monogenea; Polystomatidea; Polystomatidae
Source: the annotation of a GenBank genome assembly
GUCUUCAAAUUAUGUCAAUUUACCCCGCCUACGGCCCAAUCACGCCUUGCGCACUCAUGCUCCUGUCUUCGCUCCGACCUGUCCUCUCGGGCCGCCUGAGAAUCCUCAAUAACGCGACCCAUAUAGUUAAGCCUUCUUACUCAAACACUGUUUCAAGGUUCUAUCUUGAUCCAUUAGUCGAGGGGAUCCCAGAUAAUGCCAGAAGAUACGUCGGUAGAUGGCUUUUAGGCAUGGCCGGUAUGUGUAUGGGCGCUGUUGUCCUUGGAGGUGUCACCAGGCAAGUACUUUCCAAUUGUCUAAAAUUGCUCACGGAAUCAGGCUUAUCGAUGGUAGAUUGGCAUCCGUUUAAAGAGCUACCUCCUUUAAAUGAAGAAAAAUGGAAAUCCGAAUUCGACAAGUACAAGAUUCUUCUUCGUGAACAAGGGGAAAUGACCCUCGAACAGUUUAAAUUUAUUUGGGCCAUGGAAUACAUUCAUCGAAUGUGGGGUCGAGUUACUGGUCUGGCAUUUAUUGGUCCAGCUGCAUACUUUCUUUAUAAAGGGUACAUAUCAAAACGCAUGAAGCCGCGAUUAUUACUUUAUGGUGUUCUUAUCGGUUUCCAAGGUUUGCUGGGUUGGCAUAUGGUGAGAAGCGGACUUGAGGAACCAAAGAAACAACCGGGUACUGAUGCUUUGGAGAUGCCUCGUGUCAGUCAUUAUCGCUUAUGCGCCCAUUUAUCUGCAGCUGCAGUUUUGUACUCCCUUUUCGUGUGGUCUGGGAUAGCUCAUAUGACCAAACACCCAUUGGUUCCUCGUUAUUCAAAUUUACUACGUUUAAAAGUUUUGACGCAUUCUACUAAGACUAUUGCUUUUGUAACAUUGAUGUAU